AUGCCACCUGAAAUACCAUAUCCCCUUCUAACGCCUGUUGUUAAGUUUUCAUAUAGAGUCUCGCCUGUUAGCCAAAAACCCUGGCGAGGAACUGAAAGGAUGAAAUUUCCUGCGAGGAAACUUAUUCCCCUGAUUGUCUUCAUCCUUUCAAGCUAUUCCAUCCUCAGACUUCUUAAAAUAGGAAUCACUGCUUCAUCUUCUCCUCGUCCACUCCGUGCUUUGCCUUCACCCUUGCAACAUUUUUGCUCCUCUCCUUCUGCUUGCAGUAAGAUUCAAUCCACUGCACCAGGCCCCUCACCAACUUCAGUUCAGAGUUCUGCUAAUGUGGGUGUUCUCACAGAAAAGGAAUUCCAGGUUAUUCUGAAUCUCGUCAUUCUUAAAGCUCCUUGCAAUCUACUUAUUUUCGGGCUUGAGCCCCGUUACCUUUCCUUCUCAUUAAUUAAUGGAAGGGGGACCACUAUCUUUCUGGAGGAUGACCCUAAUAAGAUAAGGGCAAUCAAAUUAGGUUCCAACAGCACAAGAAUUUAUAAGGUGGACUACAAGAUGCCAUCAAAAAAGGCUUACAAGCUGCUCGAGCAAACAAGGCAAAAUCCAGCUUGUACACCUAACUCAGGUAUGCUUCAACAGUCAACAUGUCAAUUGGCACUCACAAACUUACCACAAGAAGUGUAUGAGAUUAACUGGGAUAUCAUGGUGGUGGAUGGACCAAGUGGAGACUCCCUAGAGGCACCAGGUAGGAUGGCAACCAUCUAUACUGCUAGUAUGAUAGCAAGGGCUGGGAAUACAACAGAUGUUGUGGUUCAUGAUGUUCAACGAACUAUUGAGAAGUGGUUUUCAUGGGAAUUCUUGUGUGAGGAAAACUUGGUUUCUUCUAAAGGACAUUUAUGGCAUUUCAGGCUCAGGGGUCAAUCAAAUUCUAAAAGGUUUUGCCAUCUUGGUACACGUCUGAAAGAGUAA
Carica papaya (papaya) is the source of this 957-nucleotide messenger RNA. RefSeq names its product glucuronoxylan 4-O-methyltransferase-like protein (DUF579). Gene Ontology annotation, biological process: xylan biosynthetic process. Lineage: Eukaryota; Viridiplantae; Streptophyta; Magnoliopsida; Brassicales; Caricaceae. The record is from RefSeq and is a predicted model, not a curated record.